This is a messenger RNA of Stegastes partitus (bicolor damselfish), 2115 nucleotides long. RefSeq names its product semaphorin-4E-like. The record is from RefSeq and is a predicted model, not a curated record. NCBI's taxonomy places the organism in Eukaryota, Metazoa, Chordata, Actinopteri, Pomacentridae. Gene Ontology annotation, cellular component: plasma membrane. Bases 1 to 2115 code for a protein of 704 amino acids. Gene Ontology annotation, biological process: axon guidance; negative chemotaxis; ossification involved in bone maturation. The transcript has 14 exons. Gene Ontology annotation, molecular function: chemorepellent activity; semaphorin receptor binding.
AUGAUGAGCUCUCCUGCGGUGCUCUUUUGUUUCCUCCUCGUCGUGAGUGAAAGCCUUACAGCAAGCAACAAGCCCCGCAGGAGCGUUUCCUUCCAAGACGUGAACUUGAAACUGUUCAAAGAGUCCGGCUUUGGUAGUUUGAGCUCUUUGAUGGUGAGAGACGACAUUGAUCAGCUUGUCCUCGGAGCCAAAGGGAGAGUGAUCGCCCUCAGUUUGGAUGACAUCACCAGAAAGACCAGUGAGGACAAUUGGACAGUCAGCUCAGCAGACAAAGCCCUCUGUCAGAUGAAGGGCAAGAGCACUGAGGAAUGUGAUAACGUCAUCAGGACCCUGCACACAAUGAGCGACGGUAAAAUGCUCGUGUGCGGAACAAACGCUUUCAACCCAGCGUGUGACCACAUGACUUUCACAGAUGGAAAGGUCUCCUUGGAAAGAAAACCACAGGAAGGAAGAGGGAAGGUUCCUUUUGAUCCCUACCAGCGCUUUGCCUCCCUUAUGGACGGAAACACUUUGUACUCUGCCACUUCCUCAAACUUUCUGGGCACUGCGAUGGUGUUCCAGAGACAUGGACCGAACCCCGUCAAGACUGAAAUGAAACGUUCCUGGCUGAAUGAGCCCACCAUGAUUUCCGUUCGCCUCGUCGAAGCAAGCAACAACAGCGACAACGGUGAAGACGACAGCGUGUUCUUGUUCUUCACCGAAGCUGCUGUGGAGGAACGUCGUGGUAACAUCCAGGUGUCACGGAUCGGCCGCGUGUGCAAGAGUGACUUGGGGGGCAAAAGGACCCUGCAGAAAAGGUGGACCUCUUUUUUGAAAGCCCGGCUGGACUGUCCAUUCGGCGAUGCGGGCUCACAGCCCCUAGUCCAAGACGUCUUUCUUCUUCAAGACCAAAAUAACUGGAGGGGCAGCAUCUUCUACGCCACGUUCACCUCCAACUCGGAGUCCUCUGGUGCUUGCAGCCAGUCGGCUGUCUGUGCAUACAAGCUGUCAGACAUCAGCCAGGUGUUUGGUGGGAGGUUUCUGACGGAGACAGAUUCUGGGAGCUGGGACAUCUACACAGGAGGAGAGCCAUUCUCCUACCCUGGUUCAUGUAUUAACGAUGAAAUGCGAGCCAAAGGUGUGAUGAGCUCUCUGGACCUCUCAGACACGACUCUGGUGUUUGUGAAGAACCACCCUCUGAUGGAUGGGGUGGUCACACCAAUAACUGGCAAACCUCUGCUAGUCCAGACACUGACACGCUUUUCCAAAAUUGUCGUGGACCAAGUCACGUCACUGGAUGGACAACAGCACCAGAUCAUGCUCAUUGGCACAGACGCUGGCUGGCUGCAGAAGGCGGUGAGGUUUGAUGGCGAGGAUGGGCGCAUCAUCGAGGAGCUGCAGCUGUUUCAGGAUCCUCAGCCUGUCGACUUCCUCCAACUGUCCUCCAAAACAGGCCAGCUGUACAGCGGCACCGAUGACGCUGCAGUUCAAGUUGAUUUAAGGGAUUGUAGGCGUUACACAUCAUGUGAUGACUGCCUGCUUGCAAGAGACCCAUACUGCGGCUGGGACAAGAGCAGAGGUCAAUGUGCAUCUGUUGUUGGUGUAUCAACCACGUCUAUGAUUCAGAGUCUCAGUGAUGGCGACAUCAGGAUGUGCCCACCUUCUGAUUUGAAACAGACACCCACUGUUGUCCACUUCGCCAUCGGCAUAGCUCAGUUCCUCCCAUGUUCCCCUGAGAAUAACCUCCCAGUCAGCUGGCGCUUCUCUGACAGCGUCCUCCAUGCCGGUCCCCGACACACUGUACUCAGCCAGGGUCUCAUCAUCACACCCUCCUUCUCUGACGCUGGCCUUUACACCUGUGAGACAGUGGAGACAGUGAAGGGCAGAGUGCACCGGACGACUGUGAUCCAGUUCCUCGUUCAGCUUCAGGACACUCGCACCGUUGUCAGGAACCUGGAGGCGGCUGCCAUCACCUUGGCUGCUUUUGCCAGCUUGCUGAUAAUGCUCAUAUGCGGUGCUCUUGUGAUCAGGCACCUAGCGGAAAAAAAGCAAGGCCGUGUUGGUAGUGGCAACGAAAACUGUGAUAUGGAGGGAUGUGUGCAUCACAGUGGGAUGCUGGCACAAAGCGAACUGUAG